Molecule: messenger RNA, 1309 nt
Organism: Macadamia integrifolia
Lineage: Eukaryota; Viridiplantae; Streptophyta; Magnoliopsida; Proteales; Proteaceae
Product: eEF1A lysine and N-terminal methyltransferase
Exons: 9
Coding region: 333-1076 (247 amino acids)
Molecular function (GO): S-adenosylmethionine-dependent methyltransferase activity
Source: RefSeq, a predicted model, not a curated record
ACCAUACACUAAUGUUUAUUAGGUGGGCUGUGGGCCUUAGGCCAUGGGCUGUCAUUCAGAUUGCCAGUUCCGUUAGCGAUGUUCGGGUACCUGACUGAUAACAGAGACUGGCAAGUGACACUUGGCACCAUUUUCAUUGACCAUCAGCUUUGGCCUUUGCCCUUUUUUGGAGCUUCGCUCGCUGGCAGUGGACUGUACACGACCACUGAACCACUCCGACUAGCUUAUCCGAUCUCCCUCUCCCUCCUGUAGUCCUGUUUCAUACUUACUGGAUCGGAGCCAUCGACGAAAGAAGUCCUGCAAGCGAGCGAGCGAGCGAGCGAGAGAGAGAGAUGACGCUGGGAACGUCGAUGCAGGCGUAUGGAGAGCCGACAUACUGGGACAACAGGUAUGUCCAAGACCCUGGGCCGUUUGAUUGGUACCAGAAAUACCCAUCAUUAGCGCCAUUGUUCCACCAGUACGUUCGUCGAGAUCACCGGAUCCUUGUCGUCGGCUGCGGUAACGCAGUGUUCAGUGAAGGAAUGGUUGAUGAUGGUUAUCGAGAUGUUGUCAACAUUGAUAUAUCCUCGGUAGUGAUUGAAGCUAUGCAAAAGAAAUGUCAAGAUCGUCCAGAACUGAAAUAUAUUAAAAUGGAUGUUCAAGAUAUGAGUGCUUUUGAGGCAGGUUACUUUGAUGCUGUCAUUGAUAAAGGAACUCUAGACUCUCUCAUGUGUGGACACAACUCACAACAGAACGUGACUAAGAUGCUUGAAGAGGUUGGGAGGGUCCUCAAAAAUAAGGGAGUCUAUAUUCUUAUUACUUAUGGAGCUCCAAUUUAUCGUCUACAUUUGUUGAGAGACCUGUGCAUGUGGACGAUAAAACUUCAUGUAAUUGGAAUAAUUGAUCUUAAUAUGAUAUUAGCAGAGAAACCAGUGGCCGAAAGAACUACAGAGCAUACAAAAUGGGAGUUGACAGAUCCUGUUCCAUUGGACGAGGGAAGUAGCUCAGUUGACGCAGCCCUUGGCAAGAAUCCUGAGGUCCAUUAUAUCUAUGUUUGUACAAAGGACAACUCUCUGAGAGAAUCAAGCAUUAGAUGAACCAUUAAGAGGAGAUGAAUGGCUAGUUUGAACUCUGAAGAUAAUUGAAAUUUGUAUCCAUUGUUAGUGUAUUCCAUACACUUGUGCUGUUGGAAGGGAAGUAUACAGAAUGAUAAUUUUUUCUUCAAUGUAUGAUGCAUGGAGAGAGAUCUUUAACCUGUACAGAAUUUGAUGACAUUGCUGGUUGAAAUUGUUGAUAUCAUAUAUUCGAAGUGAUCACCGGACUUUUCAAA